AUAACCUAAUAUGCCGAUCGACGCAAUCCCUCCAAACCUCUUACUCGCUAAUUAAUAGGUCACCAUGUUAUCUGCUCUUGUUUCCAAUCUUCUCGCCGUCACCAGCGGAGUGUUUGCCCAUCUCGCCGUGUUUCGCCGCGGCGAGUGGGACGUAGCCGCCCCAUCCGUCUUUGCCCUCUACUUCACCGUCUUCGCCGCGGCCAUGUGUUUCGCUUACACAGGCGUUCUAGGCCUCCGAUUUGUUUCUUGCUCAGCGGUCGCACAGAUUGGGGCCUUGCACGUUGCUGGCCUCUACACGAGCAUGCUCGUGUACCGAGCCUUCUUCCACCGGCUCUCCAACUAUCCGGGCCCCUUCCUUGCCCGCCUUACCAAUUUUUACAUUACAGCCAGAUCAAUGAAGAAGCUCCAUCUCUUUGAGGAGGUCCAGAAACUCCACGAAGAGUACGGCGACUAUGUCCGACUUGGACCGAGUGAGCUCUCCAUCGCCGAUCCCGAGGCCGUCAAGGCCAUCUAUGGCAGCCAGUCACCGUGUACCAAAGGCCCUUGGUACACACUUCUUGAGCCGCGUGUGCCCCUAUUCAUGGCCCGCGACAAGCAGAAGCAUGCUCGUAGGCGUAAGGGAUACGACCCCCGGAUUACCAAGGCAAUCAAUCAGCUCCUCCGCGCCAUUGACCGCCACAAGGGCCAGCCCUUGGACGUAUCGAAGUGGUUUUCUUUUUUUGUAUUUGACGUCAUGGAAGACCUCGCUUUCAACAAGUCGUCCAAUAUGCUCGAGAACGGCCAGGAGGCCUACGUGUUCAAGACCAUCCGCACCGACAUGUUCAACAUUGCCCUCUUUACACACAUGCCCUGGCUUCUGCCCUUCAUUAAGCGGACGCCCAUCCUUAACUGGAACUACCUUGAGUUUCUAGACUGGAUCCAGAAAUUGAUCGACGAGAGGAAGCAGAAAGAACCAGAGAAACCCGAUAUCUUCUCUUGGAUCCUCGCCGCCUACGAGAAGAGCCCCAAGACGAAGCGGGACCAGCUGAACCUGCAUGGCGACGCCCAGCUGAUCGUCAUCGCGGGCAGCGACAGCGUCGCCGCAGCCCUUUCGCACGUCUUCUUCCACCUCGCGUGGGAUCCUAGCCUGGUCAAGCGCCUCCAGGCCGAGUUCGACGCCCUCCCGGACAUCUCGCACGACAACCUGGUGACCGUGCCCCUCCUGGACGCCGUCAUCAACGAGACCAUGCGCCUCCACCCCCCGGUGCCCUCGGGCACCCAGCGCAUGACGCCCCCGGAGGGGCUCUGGAUCGGAGACCGCUUCAUCCCGGGCAACACGAUCGUCCAGGUGCCCAGCUACACCGUGUUCCGCGACGAGCGGGCGUUCCUGUACCCCAACGAGUUCAUCCCCGAACGCUGGACCACCAGGCCGGAGCUGAUCCUGGACAAAACCGUCUACAUUCCCUUCAACACAGGAGCCUAUGCCUGUGUCGGCAAGCGCCUGGCCAUGUUGGAGCUGAGGCGGGUGGUGGCCGAGAUCCUGUCGCGCUACGACCUGACCAUCAGCCCGGGCCAGACAAAGCAGGCGUUCUUGGAUGGCAAGCAGGACACCUUCACGACCGUCUCCGCACCGCUGCCAAUUAUUUUUACAGAGAGGUCUCGACAAGUGUGA
Messenger RNA from Thermothelomyces thermophilus ATCC 42464, 1651 nucleotides. Its product is annotated as cytochrome P450 monooxygenase-like protein. NCBI's taxonomy places the organism in Eukaryota, Fungi, Ascomycota, Sordariomycetes, Sordariales, Chaetomiaceae. Bases 65 to 1651 code for a protein of 528 amino acids. The transcript has 5 exons. The record is from RefSeq and is a predicted model, not a curated record. Gene Ontology annotation, molecular function: monooxygenase activity; oxidoreductase activity, acting on paired donors, with incorporation or reduction of molecular oxygen; iron ion binding.